CCUCCUGGCUUUGUCUUCAAAGAAUGUGAACUAAACGGCAACGUUUGAAAUUGAAACGACAACGUUUACAAAGAUUUCAAACUUGAAACGGCGUCGUUUGAAAUAAAAACGACGUCGUUUUAAGUGUCACGGUGCUUGCUCUCUCGAGAGGAGAAGCUCUCUCCCUCCCAUGAAAAUCGAGGGCUCCAUUUGAAUGUUUCGAUCACCGAGUCUCCUGACUCUCCUCUCCUCCGCCCAUGGAUUUCACCGCCGGUGACGCCGUUGACCUAUCCGGCACCGCCGUCCCCGACCAUUGGUCCGCUGCCGACCAGAACCUCUGGGCCACCGACGAUGACUACAGAUCCUUCACCCUGACCCCCAAAUUCUCCUCUGGCACCACCGCUCCCGACAUCUCUCCGGCCAAAAAGUCUAAAAACUCCCAAAAAUCCUCUAAAUCCAUGGGCAAAAUGUUCUUCAAAACCAAACUCUGCGGCAAAUUCCGUGCCGGCGUGUGUCCGUAUAUCACCAACUGCAACUUCGCCCACGGAAUGGAGGAGCUCCGCCGUCCGCCGCCGAAUUGGCAGGAGAUUGUGGCAGCGCAGCACAACUACGACGAGGCGGAGCCACUUCCCCCUUCGCCGCCGCAAAGGGAGGAGCACCAGAUUCCGAUACUGAGCCUGUCGGAGAUGCGCUGCGGCGAGUCGCAGAGGUCGUAUAAGGGGAGGCAUUGCAAGAAGUUCUACACAGAAGAAGGGUGUCCGUAUGGAGAUAGUUGUACAUUCUUGCACGAUGAACAGUCCAGGGCGAGGGAGAGCGUGGCGAUAAGCUUGAGCCCAACGGUGGGCGGUGGCGGGUACGGAAGCAGCGGCGCCAAUGGGCCGAACCAGAAGCCGUCGAAUUGGAAGACAAGGAUAUGCAAUAAGUGGGAGACCACGGGCAGCUGCCCAUUUGGAAACAAGUGCCAUUUUGCACAUGGAGUUGCAGAACUGCAUAAAUAUGGUGGGGGUCUUGUGGAGGAAGGUGGAGACUCUUCUUCUUCAGUACCUCCAGAACCGAAGCAACAGGGCGGUGGGCCUCCAAAGGCAACAACAGACACCAUGGUAGCACCAGCCCUUUCUGCUCCUGCUACUGAUCUUUUUCACAUGGGAGUGGGAGUUCCAUCUCAAAGGCCUUCUGUAGUGGCCCCCAAGCCUGGCCAAAGGCCCCUUCAGAAAUGGAAAGGGCCCGACAAGAUCAGUAAGAUUUAUGGUGACUGGAUUGAUGACCUCGAAUAAGAAUAGCCUCACAAGAACUUGUUUAGAGGGUGAUUGCUGGUGGAAGACACCACUGGUGAAGUUAUUCGAACUUGUUUAAAUUUUUGUAUCUCUGACCUGUUCUUUGGCCCCCUUUUUUUUUUUUUUCUUUUUCUCCAGAGUUGGAACUUUAGCUGCCUUUUGUAUUAUUACCGUAUGUCAGGAACCAUCCUUUGCUCUGUGGAUCAUAUGCAGAUUCUAUAAUGUAAAUCUUCUAGUUUUCUUAAUAUUAUCUCUUUCUGCAGGGAACUUCUUUC
This is a messenger RNA of Vitis riparia (riverbank grape), 1528 nucleotides long. Its product is annotated as zinc finger CCCH domain-containing protein 56-like. Gene Ontology annotation, molecular function: mRNA binding; metal ion binding. Lineage: Eukaryota; Viridiplantae; Streptophyta; Magnoliopsida; Vitales; Vitaceae. The transcript has 2 exons. The record is from RefSeq and is a predicted model, not a curated record. Bases 237 to 1253 code for a protein of 338 amino acids.